Messenger RNA from Closterium sp. Naga37s-1, 3079 nucleotides. Lineage: Eukaryota; Viridiplantae; Streptophyta; Zygnematophyceae; Desmidiales; Closteriaceae. The record is from the annotation of a GenBank genome assembly.
CGCGCGGGGGGUGCAACGUCCUCCCCGCGAGCGCGCGGGGGGUGCAACGACCUCCCGACGAGCGCGCGGGGGUUGCAACGACCUCCCGGCGAGCGCGAGGGGGGUGCAACGACCUCCCGGCGAGCGCGCGGGGGGUGCAACGACCUCCCGGCGAGCGCGCGGGGGGUGCAACGUCCUCCCGGCGAGCGCGCGGGGGGUGCAACGUCCUCCCGGCGAGCGCGCGGGAGGUGCAACGACCUCCCGACGAGCGCGAGGGGGUUGCAACGACCUCCCGGCGAGCGCGCGGGGGUUGCAACGACCUCCCGGCGAGCGCGCGGGGGGUGCAACGUCCUCCCGGCGAGCGCGCGGGGGGUGCAACGUCCUCCCGGCGAGCGCGCGGGGGGAGCAACGUCCUCCCGUCGAGCGCGCGGGGGGGCAACGUCCUCCCGGCGAGCGCGCGGGGGGUGCAACGUCCUCCCGGCGAGCGCGCGGGGGGUGCAACGACCUCCCGGCGAGCGCGCGGGGGGUGCAACGUCCUCCCGGCGAGCGCGCGGGGGGUGCAACGUCCUCCCGGCGAGCGCGCGGGCGGUGCAACGACCUCCCGGCGAGCGCGCGGGCGGUGCAAACGUCCUCCCGGCGAGCGCGCGGGGGUUGCAACGACCUCCCGGCGAGCGCGCGGGGGGUGCAACGUCCUCCCGGCGAGCGCGCGGGGGGUGCAACGUCCUCUCGGCGAGCGCGCGGGGGGUGCAACGUCCUCCCCGCGAGCGCGCGAGGGGUGCAACGACCUCCCGACGAGCGCGCGGGGGUUGCAACGACCUCCCGGCGAGCGCGAGGGGGGUGCAACGUCCUCCCGGCGAGCGCGCGGGGGGUGCAACGACCUCCCGGCGAGCGCGCGGGAGGUGCAACGUCCUCCCGGCGAGCGCGCGGGGGGUGCAACGUCCUCCCGGCGAGCGCGCGGGGGGUGCAACGACCUCCCGGCGAGCGCGCGGGGGGUGCAACGUCCUCCCGGCGAGCGCGCGGGGGGUGCAACGUCCUCCCGGCGAGCGCGCGGGGGGUGCAACGUCCUCCCGGCGAGCGCGCGGGGGGUGCAACGUCCUCCCGGCGAGCGCGCGGGGGGUGCAACGUCCGCCCGGCGAGCGCGCGGGAGGUGCAACGACCUCCCGGCGAGCGCGCGGGGGGUGCAACGACCUCCCGGCGAGCGCGCGGGGGGUGCAACGACCUCCCGGCGAGCGCGCGGGGGGUGCAACGACCUCCCGGCGAGCGCGCGGGGGGUGCAACGUCCUCCCGGCGAGCGCGCGGGGGGUGCAACGUCCUCCCGGCGAGCGCGCGGGGGGUGCAACGUCCUCCCGGCGAGCGCGCGGGAGGUGCAACGUCCUCCCGGCGAGCGCGCGGGGGGUGCAACGACCUCCCGGCGAGCGCGCGGGAGGUGCAACGACCUCCUGGCGAGCGCGCGGGGGGUGCAACGACCUCCCGGCGAGCGCGCGGGGGGUGCAACGACCUCCCGGCGAGCGCGCGGGGGUUGCAACGUCCUCCCGGCGAGCGCGCGGGGGGUGCAACGACCUCCCGGCGAGCGCGCGGGGGGUGCAACGUCCUCCCGUCGAGCGCGCGGGGGGUGCAACGUCCUCCCGGCGAGCGCGCGGGGGGUGCAACGUCCUCCCGGCGAGCGCGCGGGGGGUGCAACGACCUCCCGGCGAGCGCGCGGGGGGUGCAACGUCCUCCCGGCGAGCGCGCGGGGGGUGCAACGACCUCCCGGCGAGCGCGCGGGGGGUGCAACGACCUCCCGGCGAGCGCGCGGGGGGUGCAGCGACCUCCCGGCGAGCGCGCGGGGGGUGCAACGUCCUCCCGGCGAGCGCGCGGGGGGUGCAACGAGCUCCCGGCGAGCGCGCGGGGGGUGCAACGACCUCCCGGCGCGCGCGCGGGGGGUGCAACGUCCUCCCGGCGCGCGCGCGGGGGGUGCAACGAGCUCCCGGCGAGCGCGCGGGGGGUGCAACGUCCUCCGGGCGAGCGCGCGGGGGGUGCAACGUCCUCCCGGCGAGCGCGCGGGGGGUGCAACGUCCUCCCGGCGAGCGCGCGGGGGGUGCAACGACCUCCCGGCGAGCGCGCGGGGGGUGCAACGUCCUCCCGGCGAGCGCGCGGGGGGUGCAACGACCUCCCGGCGAGCGCGAGGGGGUCGCAACGUCCUCCCGGCGAGCGCGCGGGGGGUGCAACGAGCUCCCGGCGAGCGCGCGGGGGGUGCAACGACCUCCCGGCGCGCGCGCGGGGGUCGCAACGUCCUCCCGGCGAGCGCGCGGGGGGUGCAACGUCCUCCCGGCGCGCGCGCGGGGGGUGCAACGUCCUCCCGUCGAGCGCGCGGGGGGUGCAACGUCCUCCCGGCGAGCGCGCGGGGGGUGCAACGUCCUCCCGGCGAGCGCGCGGGGGGUGCAACGUCCUCCCGGCGAGCGCGCGGGGGGUGCAACGUCCUCCCGGCGAGCGCGCGGGGGGUGCAACGUCCUCCCGGCGAGCGCGCGGGGGGUGCAACGUCCUCCCGGCGAGCGCGCGGGGGGUGCAACGACCUCCCGGCGAGCGCGCGGCGGGUGCAACGUCCUUCCGGCGAGCGCGCGGCGGGUGCAACGUCCUCCCGGCGAGCGCGCGGGGGGUGCAACGUCCUCCCGGCGAGCGCGCGGGGGGUGCAACGACCUUCCGGGGAGCGCGCGGGAGGUGCAACGACCUCCCGGCGAGCGCGCGGGGGAUGCAACGUCCUCCCGGCGAGCGCGCGGGGGAUGCAACGUCCUCCCGGCGCGCGCGCGGGGGGUGCAACGUCCUCCCGGCGCGCGCGCGGGGGGUGCAACGUCCUCCCGGCGCGCGCGCGGGGGGUGCAACGUCCUCCCGGCGAGCGCGCGGGGGGUGCAACGACCUCCCGGCGAGCGCGCGGGGGGUGCAACGUCCUCCCGGCGAGCGCGCGGGGGGUGCAACGUCCUCCCGGCGAGCGCGCGGGGGUUGCAACGACCUCCCGGCGAGCGCGCGGGGGAUGCAACGUCCUCCCGGCGAGCGCGCGGGGGGUGCAACGUCCUCCCGGCGAGCGCGCGGGGGGUGCAACGUCCUCCCGCUCUGCAAGGUGUAA